AUAUUAAAAACUCUGUCUGGAUAUUCACACAAAGCAGGUGUUACCCAGAUGUGGCCGUAACCAAUCCCAUGAAUGAAGGUACAUUGGAGGGUGAGGGUCUCUUGCUUUUGGAUGUGACUAAGCUGCUUCUCCUCCCUUUUUCUCCACCAAUCUACUCCCUAGUUUAAUACUUCCAAACUCUACUUUUUUUUCUAAACGUUCAUUUUGCAGAUUAUUUCAUCACCCAGGUAUUGAGCCCAGUACCCAUUAGUUAUUUUUCUGAUCCUCUCCCUCUUCCUACCCUCCAAAAGGCCCCAGUGUGCAUUGUUCCCCUCUGUGUGUCCAUGUGUUCUCAUCAUGUAGCUCCCACUUAGAUGUGAGAACAUGUGGUAUUUGGUUUUCUGUUCCCUUGUUAUCUCCUCCCUUUCUAGGGAAGCUGUGACAUCCCUGGCCUUUAUGUUACUGGUCUUGCUUCAUCAUGGACCCAGAGAGUAACUUCUCUGCCUUCACAGAGUGCACACAGAUCCCCACGUGCACCAGAAGGGUCAUCUGAUGUGGGGAGGUGUCUGGAGACAGAUGGGUCAGCUUGAGACUACCUGGCAUCUGGUGACACUUCUAGCUUGGGCUGGGUCUUACCAUUGCCUCAGGAACUCACAUUCAUUUCCACACCCACAUACUCCAGCCCCCUUGUGUGCUGUGCGCUCAUCGAUACAGUCCAUGUUUCACAAUGCUUUGGGCUGCUUCUGAGCCAGUUCUAAACAGACUAAGUGAAUUGUGUGUAGGGAGGGAUGCUAAUGGGAGAAAUGGGGUGGGAGUGGGGGGGUCUUGUCUAUGGUCCUGGAGCAGGGUAGGUAGCCAGGAUGGCCAGGAAGUGUUUGCAUUUGGAAUGUGCUUUUCCCAUUUCAAGUCACCCUUGGCCACGUGUUGUUUCCUGAUAAGUUUUGUGAUGUUCUACUCGAUCUCUGGGGCAUCAGAGUUGGAGCAUUCAGGAGGGGUGUUUAUAGUUGGAGAAGGCCUAUUUGUAGCAAGUUCUCGAUAGUAUGUGAUCCCCACUUGGCAUGGUGCAGUUCGGGGACUCUUCCUGUUUUCCUCCCAGCAAGCCGUCAGCUAAUCUAAUCCCUUCUGAGGGGUUGACUGGUACAGGUAUUGGCUGGUAGUGACUUUAUUUUUUAAAAGAAGACUCAAGGCUUGCUAUGGAAUUUUUUGGUAGACCUGGCAGGAGGGUCUUCCUUCCCUAUCUGCUUUUCCAGUCUGUGCUUUUCUGCAGCUGGACUCUGCUCCACAACUCCUCCACUGGCUUGGCCACGAGACGCCUAGUUGGCAGUGGGCUGCCCAGUGCACAGCACAGCAACAUUUCCAUCCCUUCUGGCAUUGUGAUUUCCCUGAAGUGAGGGACUGAUUUGUCCAGGGUCAGGACUGGAGUUCUGGUGGCUCAAAUCUGUGCUCUCCUGUUGGUCUGUAAAUGUGGCUCUCCUUGGCCUGUGGGGCCUGAGAAAAUGUGUGGGGUGGACCUUGAAAUCCCCAUGCUCUGCUCUGCUCUGCCUGAAUGUCUCCCUGCUGUGGAGUCUGCAGGAGGCACUGUCUUGCUUGUCCAGCCCCAGGAAGCUUCCAGAAGGGAUGACAGACAAGGAAGGGUGGGAGUCACUUAUCCUCAGGGCUGCCUGUGUGCCUCCUGGCUCAGCAGUCACCUGGGCCACCUGGCAGCAUAGAACUUUGGUAUAGGGACAAAAAGCCCAAGAAAGGGGACAGUCGCUUUUGUCUCCUUUGUCUUGUGUCCUGCUUAGAGGGGCAGCACCCCAGCCUGCACGUGGGAAUGGGGUCUGAAGAUCUGCUCAGGGCUCUGCCCAGGUGGACCUCUUGGCCCUCUUUGCGAAGGGGAGGGACUCUUGGGGACAGGGUUCCUGGUUUUGGCUGGCUAGACUCGCACGGGGGUGCCUAUGGGCCAAGGGGAUGAGAAGAAAUAAGGCGGCCCCGCCCCAGAGUCCCGGCCUGUGGGCCAGUAGCCCACAGCGGCUGGAGCUCUGUCUAGGAAGGGCACAAGCACUCUGCGCAGCGGGUGGGGGCGUAGGGCGCCUGGGGUCCGCCCCUUAGUUCCCUCCCUGACGCAGCCGUUUGCCCGCCCGCCAGCCUGGCCUCCCGCACAUCUGGCGAUCCCACCACAUCUGGGCAGCAGGCGCUGGAGCAUGAACGGCUCUCAGGCGGGCCCUGCGGCUGGAGCCGCCUGGCUGAGCUCCUGCUGCAACCAGUCGGGGUCGCCGCCGGAGCCCCCCGAGGGGCCGCGCGCGGUGCAGGCGGUGGUGCUGGGCGUGCUGUCCCUGCUGGUGCUCUGUGGGGUCCUGUUCCUGGGCGGCGGCCUCCUCCUCCGCGCCCAGGGCCUGACAGCGCUGCUGGCCCGCGAGCAGCGUACGUCCCGCGAGCCCGAGCCCGGCAAUGCCCGCGGAGAGGACAGCGAUGACGACGACCACUCCUAGGCGCCCAGUUGCGCUCGGAGGUCUUCCGUCCCCGUGCCGCCCCGGACUCCGCGCGGACGGCUGCUGCGGUUCCUACCCCUUUUCCGAAGCGGCGUGCCCCACACAGCAAGGCACCUGUUUGUCAGCGACUCCGGUUCCCAGCUCCGUAAGUCCACGGUGGGUGGGGCUGCAGCCACCCAGGUGUGCGGGAUCACACACCCUGCCCCGGAUGGUGUCUCCCGCAGCUCUGGCCCCCUCUUCCCGUCUUAAGUUUUCCCACCUUAUGCCCUUUUUCUAGGAGCAGAAGCUGCUGUGCAACUGUAGGGUGGUUGUGGAGGCAGGAGGAUGACAGAGGAGGGAGUCCAGAGGCCGCAGCGUGCUUUGGGGGCUUCUUCCCUGGACCCUGCCCUCACCUCCACGGUCUGCAUCUGCUCCAGCCCCUAUAGGUCCUAGGCCCAAUUCUGCACUCCAUGGGGCUGAGGAGACAGGCAGACAGCUUCAGCCUUUGGUCUCAGCUUCCUGAAGUCUUUUCCCUGGAAGGGGGCUUGAGGGAGAUUCUUUGCCUGGACUUCCUUCCUCUUGAGACAGGGAGGAGAGUGUGGUCAUGUUGAAGGCAGAGCCAGGGGCCUGGGUGGCCCUGGGCAUGGGGAGGUGUGUGGAAGGCUCUUCCCUGGCCGCUGCUUAUGUCGUGGAGCAGUGGGGUGGGGGAGCAGAUGUAACCCAGAGCAAGGAGCUUUGUGUGGUGUGUGUUGUGGGGCGUGGAUGGCAGGGUUCCCAGCAGCUGGGGGGCCUCAGAAGCACUGCUCCAGGAAGUGGGGCUGAGGACUCCCAGCUAUGGGGGCUCUCUCUGGGUGUCUCGCUCUGUCUCUCCAAGGACAGGAGCCAUCUGGAGGGAAGGGCCUGGAUGACCCGAGGACAAGGUAACUACAGACCAAGGCCACCUGGGAAGAGCCACAGAGGCUGGAGAGGCCUUCACUGUUCCUUCCCUCUGUUCAGCUUUGCACCUAGGAGCCCCUGGAGGUUUCUGUGGGUGGAAAUGUUUGUUUUUUGAGGGUGACUUUGGCCUCUCUUACCCCCUGAUUCUGGAGCCCCCCCCAACUUGUCUGGGGUAGGGCAGGGUCCCGGUUUCCCUCCAAGAAAGGAGUCAGGUUGGGUGCCUGUGAGGGGCAGGGGGAGGAUGCGGGCAGGUGCAGCUAAGUAGCUGCGAAGCUGAUGACGACGUGUGAUCUCUGCCCAGCAGCCCAGGAUUUGGCGUUAAUCCCACACUGGGCUUGCUGAGCCAGGGACUUCUCACCUCAGGGCCGCUGCCCCUGCCCCCUAAGUAGGAGGGCUGUCCAGGGCCCUGAGGGGUGUGUGCCACGUGUGUGUUACUGUACCUGGCACAGGCAGGGGGCUGGGUCCAGGGGACAUUCCUGCCUCCCUUUUCUGGAGGAGAGGAUGGGAACUUCCUCUCUUGAUUGUACCCAGUUUCUUCCAGACGCCUUGCCUGUCACCCUCUGGCCCCAUGCUCUCCUCUCCUUUCCCCGCUGGGAGAGAGGGUCCCCAGAUCACGGGGAACCCCUUCCUUAUACAUACAGGGAAGCUCAGAGAACAGUAAGUGACAUGCUCAUGUGAAUGACAGAGCCGGAAGCAGACUCUGGGCCCUGAUUCCAAGUUCAUGGCCCAUUCUGGCACUUGGGGGCCCCUCUUGUUCUGUCCUCCCCUGCUUUCUUUUCACUCUUUGAGAUGCUGGUGCAAAAUAUGGCCUCUCUUCAUACAUUUGUGAAUCAGGUGUGGACCCCCAAACCUCUGUGUCACUGCCCCCUUCCUGUCCUUGCUUCCCCAGGGCCCUCCCUGCCCUCUGUCUACAGGGAGCAGUCUUCCAGAUGCCAGCAACAGCUUCCUAGCCAGCUGGGCUCAGCUUUUCUGGCCUGAACCUGAGUGGGGGAUGGGCUCAGAGGGUCAGCUGGAAUAAACAUCCAUGGAAAAAAAUCCAAGCCGUCAGAGCCAGGGAUCAGGGCUGAAGGCUGAUGACCUUUGGUUUGGUCUUUGGGCUCAAGUUGCUGUGGUGUGAGGGUAUAGAGCAAUUUGGUGCUGGGAAGGGCUUUGCCCCCAGCAUCUUCAUGUCUGCUCACACCCAGGACAGGGCCGGGGCUGGGGAUAGAGGCAGGGGCAAAGGCUUUCUUCCUCCAACUUCCUCCUGUUACUGUUCCUGGGCCCAGUGCUUGGAAAGGAGGCCGUGGGGUGUGCCAGAGACCUCAGUGUUCCUUCGGGAAGAGACUGAGAUGUUUGUCAUGGAACUCUGACCCCGGUCAAGGCUGUUAGGCUGAGUGGGCAGGAAAGAAUGUGGAAAAUUGGGAAGUGGGUGCUGCUGUCACCCCAUCUCUCAGGCUCCAGCUGGUAGUGAGAGGUGGGGGGAUGGGUGCAGGCCUGAGUGCCAGGGAGAGAAGCCAGGUACUUGGAAACCCAGCCAGCUCCCUUAGCCUGCACUGUCCAUGGGGGAAGGGCUGGGGCAGCUGAUGGGUUCAGACCUUGCCCUCACCUUCCUCCAGCCCCUGAGAUUUUCCCUAAGCUGGGAAAGGCUGUGAGGGGUUUAUGCAGUCCCUUCCUCACCAUCCACAUCGUGCGGCUCCCUCUCCAGAAAAGAUGGGGGUGGUUCUCUCUACAGAUUCCUGAGCCCUGCAUCAUCUGCUGACCAGAGAGCCCACUCUCCUGCUGCCCCUCUGGGGAACUCAUGCCACCCUCAGCUCAUUCUUGAUGCAGAUGACAGACUGGGAGAUACCUGGCUCGUGGUGAGACCUCAACCUGGGAUCCUUGCACCCAGCCGCUGCCUCUGAACUGCUCUGCUGGACUGCAGGAAGUCCUCGGUGUGGGCCUGCACACUCCCAGCCCGCUUGGGGCCUGCUGCAUGUCCUGGGCACUGAAGUGGCCACACGUCCUGGAUGCUUGGCGCAGCAGGUGCUGGCUGUGCCCUCUGCCUUCUGGCCUCUGAGGACAUGAGUGCACACCUGUCCUGUCUGGUGUGAGGCAGCAGUGGUCUGACAGUGACCCGCCCCUGCUCCGAGUCAGUGCCUCCCAUUUGCAGACCUGUGGCGCCCCUGCCAUCCAGAAAUGCUGCAUCACUUUCGGUGGCCUCUCAUUAAAUAUGCUGGUGAUGCAAA
Molecule: messenger RNA, 5569 nt
Organism: Callithrix jacchus (white-tufted-ear marmoset)
Lineage: Eukaryota; Metazoa; Chordata; Mammalia; Primates; Cebidae
Gene: SMIM41
Product: small integral membrane protein 41
Source: RefSeq, a predicted model, not a curated record